AUGCCUUCAAGAGCAGGAGGGGGUCAAAGCAGAAGAAGCGCGAUGCAGUGCUUCCGGUUCGCGAGCUGGGAGAAGGAGCGGGAGGAGGAGCUGCAGGGGCCUGCACGGUCUCAGUCGGCGCGUUCCAACAGCAGCAUCUCCACGGACCGUGACGCGCGGCGGUCGGGCUCAGAGUGCUGCUCGCUCACCGUCUCGUCGGAGAUCAGCGUCGAGUCCUUCGGCCGGUACAGGCAGCUGUCGCUGCCGCAGCGGCCCAACAAUGACCUCCGCAUCUUCACCUUCCACGAGCUCAAGAGCGCCACCCGGAGCUUCAGCCGUGCACUUAUGAUCGGUGAGGGCGGUUUUGGCUGCGUCUACCGCGGCACCAUCCGGAGCACCCUCGAGCCGCGCCGAAGCCUCGAUGUCGCCAUCAAGCAGCUCGGACGCAAAGGCCUCCAGGGGCAUAAGGAAUGGGUGACCGAGGUGAACUUUCUUGGGGUGGUGGAUCAUCCCAACCUGGUGAAGCUCAUCGGCUACUGCGCAGAGGACGACGAGAGGGGGAUUCAGUUGCUGCUCGUCUACGAGUUCAUGCCUCACGGAAGCCUAGCUGAUCACCUGUCAACAAGAUCACCAAAGCCCGCUUCAUGGGCAAUGAGGCUGAGAGUAGCACUCGACACAGCUCGUGGUCUCAAGUACCUGCACGAAGAUUCCGAAUUCAAGAUAAUAUUCCGUGAUCUGAAGCCUUCAAACAUCCUGCUCGACGAGAACUGGAACGCGAAACUGUCGGACUUCGGCUUGGCUAGACUGGGGCCGCAAGAGGGAAGCCAUGUUUCAACAGCGGUGGUGGGUACUAUAGGGUAUGCAGCUCCUGAGUAUAUCCAUACGGGACGCCUCAGCAGUAAGAAUGACAUAUGGAGCUAUGGAGUAGUUCUCUACGAACUCCUCACAGGCCGGCGGCCUCUGGACCGGAACAGGCCGAGGGGUGAACAGAACCUUGUGGAAUGGGUGAAGCCCUACUCCUCCGACACCAAGAAGUUUGAGACCAUAAUGGAUCCAAGGCUCGAAGGGAACUACAACCUGAAAUCGGCAGUCAGGAUUGCCUCGCUGGCAAACAAGUGCCUGGUGCGCCAUGCAAGGUAUAGACCUAAGAUGAGCGAGGUGCUGGAGAUGGUGCAGAAGAUUGUCGAUAGCAGUGACCUUGGAACACCAGAGCAUCCCCUGAUAAGUCAUUCAAAAGAAUUGGCUAGUGAUGAGAAAAAAAGGAAAGGCCUUGAUCUGAAGAGGAGGAUCGCUGGUAUUAAAGCUGGAGAUGGUAGAUGGCUUACAUGGCACAAGUGGACACCCAAGCUUGUGAGAACACAAUGA
Molecule: messenger RNA, 1344 nt
Organism: Triticum turgidum subsp. durum (durum wheat)
Lineage: Eukaryota; Viridiplantae; Streptophyta; Magnoliopsida; Poales; Poaceae
Source: the annotation of a GenBank genome assembly